Messenger RNA from Diaporthe amygdali, 753 nucleotides. Its product is annotated as fungal specific transcription factor domain-containing protein. The transcript has a single exon. The coding region runs from base 1 to 753 and encodes 250 amino acids. NCBI's taxonomy places the organism in Eukaryota, Fungi, Ascomycota, Sordariomycetes, Diaporthales, Diaporthaceae. The record is from RefSeq and is a predicted model, not a curated record.
AUGUCUUCAAGCCCCCAGACAAUCCUCUUCCUCGGAGCCACAGGCGGCUCUGGCUUCAGCUGCCUGCGCCGCAGCAUCGCAGCCGGCCACUCGUGUAUCGCCCUCUGCCGCACGCCCUCGCGCCUGACCGACAUGCUGCCCGAGUCACAGCGCCACGCCCCUAACUUGCGCAUCGAGCAGGGCAACGUCGUGGACCGUGAUACCCUCGCCAGGUGCCUGGUCCGCUCAGACCGCCCCGGCUCCCUCGUUGACGCCGUCGUCUACACCAUUGGCGGCAAGUUUUCCUUCUCCAAAAUGUCCAACGACGAGUUCCACGUCUGCGAGGACGGCAUGAAGGCUCUCGUCGGCGCCCUGCACGACGCCCGCUCUCUCGCCGCCGCCACCGGCAGCCCCUUCAUCGUCGCCAUGAGCACCACCGGCAUGUCCGCCCACGGCCGCGACUACCCCGCCUCGCUGUGGCCCAUCUACGGCCUGAUGCUGAAGCAGCCACACAAGGACAAGACCGCCAUGGAGGCACUGCUGGUCGGGAGCGGCGAGGCCUUCACCAUCGUGCGCGCGAGCCUGCUGACCAGCGCCGAUGAGAGCAACAAGCCCAUCCGCGUCGGCGUCGAGGACCCCAAGGCCCACAAGCUCGAGAGCAAGGAGGUCGGCUAUACCAUCUCGAGGGAGGAUGUUGGCAAGUGGAUCUUCGACAGUGUGCUUGCCAGCGACAGCGCCAGGUGGAAGGACAAGGUCGUGUCUAUUACCUACUGA